Messenger RNA from Dreissena polymorpha, 6783 nucleotides. RefSeq names its product sialin-like. NCBI's taxonomy places the organism in Eukaryota, Metazoa, Mollusca, Bivalvia, Myida, Dreissenidae. Gene Ontology annotation, biological process: monoatomic anion transport; transmembrane transport. Gene Ontology annotation, molecular function: transmembrane transporter activity. Bases 208 to 1413 code for a protein of 401 amino acids. The transcript is spliced from 9 exons. The record is from RefSeq and is a predicted model, not a curated record.
GGUGUGUUUAUUAAUAUUUUGCCCUGUAUCUACACGAAUAAACUCAAAAUAUAUUUUAUCAUAUUUAGUGAUGUAUGCGUUUGUAGAAAUGUUUUGAUGUUUAUGCCACGUUCAGCAUGUUUAUUAAAAUAUUCCAAUUGAAAUGAGGAAGUAAGAAAGACAGGUGUGCUAUAAAAAAAUGUCUUGCCUCAGUUUGACUAUCUCAUAAUGAACAAACCGUCACACACGCUAUGGCUAUGUUGUAUAGCCAAUUUCAUCAAUGCGGCCGAUCGUGUGAUCAUGCCUAUAGCCAUUGUGCCCAUGACUGAUCAGUUCAAAUGGGACAUGCAUGGCCAGGGCUGGGUUCUCAGCUCCUUUGCUGUCGGAUACAUUAGUAGCCAAGUGAUUGGUGCUAGUGCGACUCGCAAGUAUGGAGGCAAGAACAUGCUGACAAUAUCAGUGUUGCUGUGGUCCAUGUCUACGUUCCUUGUUCCAAUGUUUGCUCACUCCAUAUAUGCACUCAUCAUUGGCAGAGUAAUUCUUGGACUGGGGGAGGGGCUAGGCUUGCCUACAAUAUUCCACAUUUUCUCCCAUGGUAUCCCCAGUGAGGAGAGAUCUCGGGCAUUCGGCUACCUUGUUGCUCUAGGAUCCAUUGGCCAAACAGUAGCCUCUGUGGUGUGUCCCCACUUGAGCUGGCAGUGGAUGUUCUACCUGUUUGGUGCUAUUGGCUUCCUCUGGGUGUUUGUGUGGAUCUACUGCUACAAGGAAUGCAAGGGAUCAGUUGACGAGGAGUUUCUACAACCACCUAAAGUCAAUAAUACAAAUGUGAACUGGCGAGAAUUUAUAAACCACUGGCCGCUCUGGUCGAUAUACAUUGCUCAUUUCUCUAUGAACUGGUCGAACUACAUCAUCAUGCACUGGCUCCCAACGUACCUCACACGGUCCCUAGGUGCCGGGAAAGCACACAUCAUGCUGACUGCGGUGCCUUACGUUAUGAACUCAGCAGUUGGCAUGGUGGCAGGCCACUGCGCAGACUCGUUGAUCACACGACGCAAGUGGACUGUGCUGUCUGUACGACGGCUGAUGACCAGCAUAGGGCUCCUGGGACCCGGCCUCUUUAUUCUCUUCUUCAGCGCCGUCGAUAACCUUCCUCUUGCUGUCUUUUUUGUGACGGUGUGUCUGGGACUGAGUGCAUGCAAUUCCUCUGGACAUCUGAGUAACCACGCAGAAGUGGCACCAAGUCAUGCAGGCAUCACCUUCGCCAUCUCCAAUACUCUUGCAACUAUUCCUGGCAUUCUCUGUGGUCCACUCACAGCAGAGUUGGUUACCAGCAGCGGUGGUCGUUGGUUACCGGUGUUUGUGAUAGCAGCAGGCGUGAACUUUGUUGGCUGCAUUGUGUACGUCAGUCAAAGUGCCGCUAGUCAACUGUUGUAGCACUUGCCAAAGGGUCGGUGCAGAACUUGUCAGUGAACAAAUAGUGAUGUUGCCAAUAUUUAUUUGCGUCAAAUUUGUCUGUGUUUUUUUAAAGUAAAAUAUUUGUUAGGGUCUCGUGUGAAACUAGUGCAGCUAGAACGCACUGGCACUUCUGGCAGUUGUGGAACUGUUAACAUUGCUCUUGCCUUUAUAUUUUUGCCAAAUUUGUAUGUGUAAAAAAAAAUAAUAUUUUUAUAAAUGUGUAGUGUGUUACAUAAAAACUACAAUACAUUGUUGCUGAUGUAGAAAUGUUUAGCAGGAACAAUAGUUUCACUCUCCGUUUGUCUUGUUAAUCUUGGCCAAUUGAUUUGAGAGUUUGAAUUAAACAAAGAUGGCUGAGUAGCAUUGAUGGGUUUUACAUAAUUUGAAUGCAAGCAAUGAAAAAAAAUACCUAAAGAAAGUUGUUUUAUGUAAUCAUUUCUGCUCUUACUGAAUAAUAGGAAAAUGGAAAUAUUUUAUAUUCCAAUGAAGAGAAAUCCUGUACUUACUGUUUUGAACAUACGUUGAAAAAAAUAUAGAAAAUGACUUUAGGAAUUGUUGUGCUGUAAGUGUUUUUGUAUUGUAUACUUAAAGGCAUUCAAAGUCGUCUAUAAAUUUGCACCUAAUAUUGUAUAUGUACUUAUUGUUUAUGUUCAGGCUCUACCAAUACUUUUUCACUGACUUGUGCUGUACUGAUCUACAUUUUGAGGAGUGAGCAUGAAACAAAUGUACCAUGCUCCGGGAAAACGGCGCUUAAUGCAUGCUUGUUUAGUGUCCUCUUUUAUUUUUCUGUUAGGAUUGCACAGGCUAAUCUGAGGAGAAUCUUUUGACACAUGCAUUAACCCACAUUUUUCCAGAGUGGACAUGUGUGAUAGUGACACUAGAAGCAGAUGCAAUUGUUUCACACUUAACACAUAACAUAUGAGUCAUGUUCUGAGAAAACUGGGCAUAAUGCAUGUGCGUAAAGUGUUGUCCCAGAUUAGCCUGUGCGGUCUGCACUGGCUUAUCAGGGACGAAACUUUCUGCUUUUAUGGUAUUUUUAGUAAUUUCAAGGAAGUCCCUGCUUACCGAAAAUGAAGUUUAGGCGGAAAGUGUCGUCCCUGAUUAGCUUGUGCGGACUGCACAGGCUAAUCUGGGACGACACUUUACGCACAUGCAUUAUGCCCAGUUUUAUCAGAACACAACUCAUAUUAUUACGGUUAUUUCAGAGGUUUUAUUGAGUGCUUUCAUAGGUAUCCAUGUAGUUGUGCACAGGAGCUUGUGUGAUAUUUAACUAACUUGGUACUGUCUGUGUACAUAGUUUUGACAGUUUUAGGUUAUGAAACAUUACAGUAUCUUCUGGAUGGUGCCACUAGAGUUACAUGUGUUGCCUACUGGGUUGUUAACCCGCCUGUUUGUGUUUUAUCACAUUGUGGAAUAGUAAUUCAUCAUUUACACCAAUCUGUAUCAAAUUAAGUUAAAACUUUGUGCUCGAUUAUGUGUACUCAUUUUCGCCAUGAUUUCUUUCCAUCAUGUUCAGUUUCUUUUUUGCAAGAGAGAACAACCUUAAAGAAGAGGCUUCAAAGACAAGCGUUUAAGUGAACUUAUUGCAGCAUUUAUAGAUAUCUGAAGAUUUUGUUUUGUUGGUUCCGUAUUAUUCAGUUUGAGUUAACACCAAGAAUUUUAAACAUAGAUUAUAUACACAUGUACAUAGAAUGAUGAAAAAAGGGAAAAGCUUAUACUUAUAGUGUAUAUAGCAAUAUGUAUUCAUAUGAAUAUGGAUAUAAUUUUCAAUAAUGUGAUUACUAUUGCACAGAAGCAGGUCAUAUUACAUAAACAUUAUCACUGUUGUUAAAUUUCUGGACCAUUUGUGUACCGUGCAUGUUAUUGAACAAAUUUUUGCAAUGUAUUAUCAUGUUGUUAGAUCAUGUAAGAAUAGACUCUUGUUGACUUUUUAAAAUAAAUGUUUAAAAGAGAGCUUCGUUAUGUAGUGUAGAUCUAUAGUUUAUAUUUCCCUUCUUGUUUUUGGUGCACCAAAUCGGUUGUUUUUAAUAUGUUCCAUUCUUGUUUUACACAUGUUACUCGUCAUUAUUUCUGUGUAUUUUCACAUUUUACAGAAAUGUUAUUUAUGUUAUUAUAUGGAUAAUAAAGGUAAAUACAUCUAUAAGUCAUGCUAAGUCUGCUUUGUUAAUGUAUGCAGCAAUUUAGUCUGAAUUGUUAUUGAUAUUUAAUCACUUUUAGUUACAAAUAUAUAGUAUUGAUAUUGUAUGAUUCUACUCAAUUGAAGUAAGAUGCUAACAUGUAAUUUAUUUUAUUGAGGAAUAGCGAUAUAAUAGCCUUUUAAGCAUGUUAGAUAACUGCAGCUUCACUUUUGCACUAUUCCGUUUAUUGUGCAUUUAAUAUAAGUUAGACAUUAACUCAUACAUGUAUCAGUGUUAGUUCUUUAUCUGACAGUUUGUGAAUAGAAACUCAUUUAAAACACUGCAAGUGUAUUCAAGGAAAUACGUGUUUUUAAGAAGUAUAAAUACAAACAAGCACAAACAUUGCAAAAAUAUGGCUAGUGCAAAACACAACAACAGGUCAUUAAAAAUUAUAUGGUAUUCCUGCAAAAGAAUCUAAAUAUUCAAUCUCAAUAUCAAUUGAGAAAAUAAUUUUUUAAUGAAAUGGGAUUUCAUUUGUUGUUGUGCCGUCAGUUUAUUGUGAUCAAUUAUAGACUUAAUAACUGAGAGGAGGGUGAUCAAAAGUCCCAUUUAAUGAUUUAUUAUUUCUGUGGCGCAAUUUCUCAAAGGCUGUCUGUUGUUUCUGUCAUGGAGCAUGUUAAAAAGUAAAGAACAGCAGUAACCUGUAAAUCUCAGGGUUUCAAUAAUGUCCAUUUCCAAAAGAACUGCUUUUUUUCAUAAUCUAUAAUCUCUGUGUAUAUUUCUAUAUUAUCUUUACUACCACAUCUUACCACACAAGUCGAUUCCUUUGAAAUCACUUUUUUGUGACUUCUUCUGAAUUAAAUUGAAUAUGUAUUUAUUUAUACAAUCUUCAAUGUACAUAGGAAAUUUAUGAAUAAAAAAUGUGUGAACCAUGCUUAAUUUUGGAUCUGCACUUUUUGCUCAUUUGCUCUCUGUAAUGCUUUUAAAGUAUAUGUGAUUUUGUGAUCAAAUGUUUGUAUUGCAGACUCAUAAAGUGAGAUUAUUGUGUAGAAAUCUGUUUUCAUUUCUUUUCGGCCAAAAUGAGGGCUUGUUUGUUUGCUUAUAAAUACCCGUGUUGUUACCGUUUACCCACAAAUGUCAACUGAACUUAAUAUUGGCAUUCAUAAUAAGUAGAUUUCAUAACUGAUAGCUUCCUGUAUCUGCAUUUUAUAUUGUUUGAAAGAAGCUUCCACAUAUAUACUAGAUUGCAAAUGUUCUUUAUCCUAACGCUGUAUAGCUUAAUCAAGAAAAUUCAGGGGAAAGUGUCUGCUAUACUACUUGUCAUAAUAUCAGCGUCCCUGUAAUGUUUUGGUAAAGGUUAACAUGCAACAAUGCGAUAUCACUGUUUCCACUACAGAUAUUCAAUUGAAACUUAAAUCGUAUGUUAAGGGUAGUUGUGUGAAGUCACGGACCAUGUUUCAUAACUCUUCAUGUCCAUUUUAGAAGAAAAAUGACACUUUAUGUACUUAACAAAUUCUGGUUUAUGUUUACUAUAUUUACUAUGUAUAUGUAUAUUUCAAUAAAACCUUUAUGUACAUAUGUUGAAAGGGUCAAUAUAAACAUUCACUGACUAGGAACCAUAACAGUGACCAGAUGUUAAACAGGAUUAUGCCCCCUUUUGAAAUUACAAAAGACCAGUAAUAUAAUGAUAUAAUAAAAUUGAAAUAAGUAUAAUGUUUAUGUUUAACAAGUGCAUAUCUCUGUAAAUUCUACAGAUUUUCAAUCGAAAACUUUUACAUAUUUUUUUUUAUCAUAAUGCUAGGUCACAGACCAAUGCCCAUACGUCUAAUGCGAUAAGGCAGAUAAUGCCUCUUUUUGUACUAAGAAAUUUCUUGUAAAAGUGUGCCUGCAACAGCUUGUAUCUCCAUCUGACAUGAAAACUUAGCAGUUGGUUAGAAUUAAACCAUUUGGGUCAAGGUCACUGUGUCAAAAAAUGUAAACAUAUGUAGUUUAUGAAAGUUUGUGUUCAAAAGUUCAAUUAGAAUGAGUAUCUUGUGCUUUCAUGCAGACCUAGGUUGGGAUUACAUUUGGGGCCAGUUGGGUCAAGGUCACAUGUUGACAGCUUAUAUGCAGACCUUGCUUUAAAAUCAGUGAAAUUGAGCUGAAUUAAUCAGUAAAAAAUUGAAAAAUAUUUUUGUUUUGCCAUACAUACUUUUCGUGUUUUACUUUUCGUGUUUAAAAUUAUAAAUGUUCAUCUUUUACUUUGUGUAUUUAAUAUAAUAUAACAGAUAUUAAUUUAAUUUCAAUUAUGUCUUUGUGGUCUUUAUAUCAAGUGACUGACAGAAACGUACACUAUACUAUCAAAUUUGAAAGAAUAUGGCAUAAGAGCAUGCUGUCUUAGAACAACUGUUUUUUCCUGCAUGCAUUAGCACAUUCUCUGUGCACUUACUGUAUAUUGAAUUCAAUGAGGGAAAUUUUUGUUUUGGUAGUUCUCAUGUAAGCUUAUAACUUAACAAAGCUGUCUCUACUGACCAAAGUCUGCAUGUACAUGUAUAUAUAUAUAUUUCUAUUAUGUUGUUAAAUUAUGUUAAAUCCCAUCAACUGUUGACCAAGCCAGUAUCUAUGUCUUCGAAUGUCCAGUUAUUUAAUGACUCAAGUUAUGUGAAACAAUGUCUUAUGCUUUAUGCAGUCUCUAGACCAGCCUGGCAUUUAAUUAAAACAUCAAACCUUGUAUUACUUUAUAAUGGACAGAGUCUCCUUACCAGACUUUAAUUGCAUAGGCUGGUCUGGAGCGGCGCUGGGAGCAUAUGAGUCGUGUUCUUAGAAAACUGGGUAUAAUGCAUGUGCGUAAAGUGUCGUCCCAGAUUAGCCUGUGCAGUCCGCACAGGCUAAUCAGGGACGACACUUUCCGCCUAAAUUGGGUUUUUGCUAAGAAGAGAUUGCAUUUAAACGAAAAAUGUCAUAAAAGCGAAGUGUCGUUCCUGUUUAGCCUGUGUGGACUGCACAGGCUAAUCUGGGACGACUCUUUAGGCACAUGCAUUAUGCCCAGUUUUCUCAGAACACGACUCAUUUGCUCUUAGAUCCAUUUUUGCAUGACGUGGCUGAAGUAUCGACCAACAUUUGCCAUGCUUGGAAUUGAGCUGUGUGGCAUAUAAUCUGUUGCUUAUUUUUUAUAAACAUUGUACUUUGCAACCAUUUUAAUCAUCAUGUGUAUUUAAUUGUUCAUACAUGAUCAAAUAAAAUUUAUAACAUG